Caenorhabditis remanei is the source of this 972-nucleotide messenger RNA. RefSeq lists its product as uncharacterized. Bases 1 to 972 code for a protein of 323 amino acids. The transcript has 2 exons. Gene Ontology annotation, molecular function: protein binding. NCBI's taxonomy places the organism in Eukaryota, Metazoa, Nematoda, Chromadorea, Rhabditida, Rhabditidae. The record is from RefSeq and is a predicted model, not a curated record.
AUGGAACCUACUUUUCCUCUAUUUCGACUUCCUGAAAAUGCUAUCGUCCACGUGUUCCAAAACAUAGAUAUUAAUCAAUUAUUGAUCUUCUCUCUUGUCUCAUCGAAAACAAAACGACUUGUAACAUCGUUAGCUAUAGAAGCCCGCGAUUUUGAAGUCCGGAUUUCUGAUUUUCUCAGAAUUAGUGUACUUGUGCACACUACAAAAUGCCAACUUUCUCUGAAUUUCUAUAACGAUUCGAAUGAUCUACCAGUAGACAUUACUCUUCCGGUUGCUGCUUCUUUUGAAUAUCGAGGAACAAGAAUUCAAUCAUCCACACCAUUAUUAAGUUUCAGCAAUUGGUUGAAUCACAUUCGGACUGUAUUCUGUUGUACUCGGCCGCCGAAUAUUCGUUUUUAUCAAGGUUGUGAGAAAUAUGAAAUUGAAUUGUUGAAAGAAACAAUUGGAAAUGUCAACGUUCUCUUUGUGUGCAGUCUAUUGACGGAUGUUAUGAGCAGAGAAGUUUUGAAACAAUUCAAUACUCCCAACGAAUUGUUUCUGGAAAGAAACCCAUUUGAAGAAACUUGUCAGACUCAACAAAUCUUAAUUCAAAAUUUUGAAUUUAUCGAAUUUAAUGAUCCUUUCUCAUUGGAUGACAUGUUAUUGAUCAAUAGUGAAAGAGCUGAAUCCUACCAUCAAAUAUCUCAGACACAGUUCAAUCGAUUCGUCAAACACUGGAUCCGUGGGUCAAAUCCAAGACUGCAAUAUAUGUCUCUAUUAAUUGAUAUGACCGAUUUUGUCAACGGAGAAGUGUAUUUGAAAGGAAUUAGAUGUAUGGAAAUGAGUGAAGAUGCAAAAACAGAAAUCCGUGAAAAAUACGACCUGACAACUUAUGUUGAUAUUAUUCAGAUCAGACGGAAGGAUGGUACAACUGCAGCCAUUGGAACCUUUGAAGAUGAUGUUCUUUAUGUCCACUUCAUUGUGUUGCACUAA